This is a messenger RNA of Cladophialophora yegresii CBS 114405, 1590 nucleotides long. RefSeq lists its product as uncharacterized. Gene Ontology annotation, cellular component: endoplasmic reticulum. The transcript has a single exon. Gene Ontology annotation, molecular function: ubiquitin binding. The record is from RefSeq and is a predicted model, not a curated record. Lineage: Eukaryota; Fungi; Ascomycota; Eurotiomycetes; Chaetothyriales; Herpotrichiellaceae. Bases 1 to 1590 code for a protein of 529 amino acids.
AUGGCGACCCCGGACAUCUCUCAGUUAACGCCAACUCAGCAAGAAGCUCUUCAAACGUACACCGCCGUCACCGACCAAGCUGACCCAAUUGCCGCAAUCGCUCUUCUGCAACGAUGCGAGUGGAACGUACAGAUUGCCAUAGCCCGUUUCUUCGAUGGUGAGCCUGCCACAGAUCCUCUCGCAGAGGCGCAGGCGCAAAUACCUACUACGUCCACCCGCCAGACCGCAAACCUACAAUAUGAGAACCUGCUGGCGGCUACUCGGCCAUCGCAUAGAGCAUCACGGAUCGAGCCCGAGGACAUAGUCCACCGGGUCGACACAGGCGGCACAGUUCCCGAGCAGACGUACCGACCAUCACCACUCUUCUCCAUCAUCUUCACACCAGUCAACGUCCUCUACCGAGUAUUCAGCACGAUCCUAUCACCAUUUGGUUUUCUGGUGCCUACAUUCCUCUCCCGCCUCUUCCACCGGUUACUUUACCAAUCGCAGACGCAGACACCCACCCAAAGAAGAGCUCUUCCACCAGCAGAAAAUGCCAGGAGAUUUAUCCGCGAGUUCAGUGAAGAGUUUGGCGACCACAACGACGAGAGCACGAAUGGAGGGAGCUCCACUGCCCUCCUGCCUUUCGCAGAGUCCGGCUUUAACUUCACCCUCGACACCGCAAAGAAAGACCUGAAGUUCCUCUUGGUCGUGCUUCUGUCCCCAAGUCACGACGAAAACGCAACCUAUAUACGCGAGACAUUGCUCUCAACCCAACUCAAAUCCUUCUUCGACUCCCACGAGUCCGAUCUCAUUUUGUGGGGAGGCAAUGUACGAGACUCAGAAGCCUACCAGGUGUCGGCAAAUCUACAGUGCACAAAGUUCCCCUUUGCAGCGCUAAUCUGCCAGUCGUCCGAGCCGGGCUCAAGCGGGCAGAUGACGGUAGUGUUGCGUGCCGUGGGGCCCAUGCCUCCGGCAGAACUGGUCGCUAAGCUCGGCACAGCAAUCACGUCUCAUCAAGCGUCCCUUUCUGCCGCACGAGCCCAGCAAGCCGAGCGUACAGCGACUCAGAAUCUGCGGAGAGAGCAAGAUUCCGCUUAUGAAAGAUCACUAGCCCAGGACCGAGAACGAGCGAGACGGAGGAGGGAAGAGGAAGAAGCCGCUAGGAGGGCGGAGGAGCAGGCGCGGGAACAGGUGCGACUAGCGGAGAAGAAGAAGAGCAACAUGCACCAGUGGAGAAGGUGGCGCGCUCAGUCUCUUCCUCUCGAGCCAGCCGGAAAUGUCAACGACGCGAUACGUGUAAGUAUCAAGAUGCCUUCUGGCGAGAGGGUAAUAAGGAAAUUCCGCGCCGAGGCGGAGAUGGAGGAACUUUAUGCUUUUGUGGAAUGCUAUGAGAUUCUUAAGGCCCGGGAGGCGGAAGCGGAAGACGAAAAGGACGUGGAGGAGCCGGAAGAAUAUGAGCAUGAAUACUCAUUCCGGCUCGUCUCUCCUAUGCCUCGAAAGGUGUAUGACCUCCAAGGCGGCGGCUCGAUAGGGGAGAGAGUGGGAAAGGGGGCGAACCUGAUUGUUGAGCCUAUCACUGAGGAUGACGACGAAGUGGACGACGAAUGA